Messenger RNA from Lutra lutra (Eurasian river otter), 1524 nucleotides. It is a transcript of the gene GIMD1, whose product is annotated as GIMAP family P-loop NTPase domain containing 1. Bases 81 to 734 code for a protein of 217 amino acids. The transcript is spliced from 4 exons. Gene Ontology annotation, molecular function: GTP binding. The record is from RefSeq and is a predicted model, not a curated record. NCBI's taxonomy places the organism in Eukaryota, Metazoa, Chordata, Mammalia, Carnivora, Mustelidae.
UUAAAGUUCAUACCAAAGAACAACUGUACCAGUUCCAGGGAAGUCUUUGUGGAAAAAGUAUUUCUAAGAUUGGAAAAGACAUGACAGACUCUAACAAGAUGAUCAUCAACUUGGCCCUCUUUGGCAUGACUCAGAGUGGAAAAAGUUCUGCUGGGAAUAUUCUUCUGGGAAGCACUGACUUCCACAGCAGCUUUUCUCCAUGUUCUGUAACCAAAGAUUGUUGUCUGGGCCGCAGUUGUCACCUCUGUGGCUUCAUGCGUCGAGGGGGGCAAGAGAUAACCCUGCAGAUCCAGGUCUUGGACACUCCAGGUUAUCCACACAGCAGGUUGAAACAAGAGCAUGUCAAACAGGAAGUCAAGGAGGCCCUGGCACAUCACUUCGGGCAAGAGGGUCUCCAUCUUGCACUGCUGGUCCAGAGAGCAGACGUGCCUCUCUGUGGACAGGAAGCAUCUUCCUCAGUUCAGAUGAUUCAGGAACUUCUGGGACAUGCUUGGAAGAAUUACACUGCCAUUCUUUUCACCCAUGCAGAGAAAAUAGAAGAAGCUGGGUUCACUGAAGAUAAAUACUUGUGUGAGGCCUCCGAUACACUGCUGACCCUGCUAAAUUCUAUUCAGCGCAGAUAUAUUUUCCAGUAUAAAAAAGGAAACUCACUUAAUGAACAAAGAAUAAUAAUCUUAGAAAGAAUCAUGGAAUUUAUAAAAGAAAAUUGUUACCAAGUUCUUACCUUUAAAUAAAAUUUAGAUAAAAGGAAAAGAGCAUUGGGUUUUAGAGUCAGAAACCUUCUUUCAAAAUGCCUCUGUUAGAAUGGAUGAGAACUGUCAGAAUUCCCAUAGGCUGCUGGUUAGAGUGUACAUUGGUAUAACCAAUUUUGGACAACUGUUUGGCAGUUAAGAAGAAUAUAAAGUAAUCAAAAUUCCUAACACAAAUCCUAUGACACAGCGACUGCCCUCCUAAGUAUACAUUCAGCAGAAAUGUGUAUAUUUGUGCACUAAAACACAUGUGUGUGUAUAAGAAUGCUCAUAGCAGUACUAUUCAUAAUAGCUAAGUAGCUAUUGGAAAUUAUCCAAAUGUCCAUUAACAGUUAAAUGGAUAAGCAAAUUGAGGUAUAUUCACACAAUGGAGUAUUAUACAAUAAUGAGAAUGAGCAAACUACAACAGCAUGUAACAAUAUCAAUGAACUACCCAAACAGAAAGUUGAAAGAAGCCAGACAUAAAAUAGGAUAUAUUGUAUGAUCCUAUUUAUAUAAAGUUCAAAAACAGUCCAAACUGAUGUAAUAUAAACUACUCUGAUGUUAGAAGUGCUGGAAAUCAGGAGAGAUCACUCUCUGGAGAGGAUAAUUAGCAUGCUCUGGGUAGCUUCUGAGAUUCUGGUGAUGUUUCGUUUUCUGACCUGGAGACUGGUUUCAGAGUGUUCACUUUGUGAAAAUUCAACAACGAACAGUUCUGAUUCAUAAACUGUUUGGUAUAUCUGUUAUAUUUAAAUAAAAGUUAAAAUGAAAAAUUACUACCUAUAUUUUAAAAACC